AUGACACCGAAUGAAGAUGUGAAACAAAUAGUUCAAGAUACGUUACCUCAAACACACUAUGACAUCAAAGGUUGCACAAUACUUACAUUCAAAGAAGACUUAACAUUACUGAAAGAAAAGAUAACAGAAUAUUUCGACAACUUCAAAGAGGAAGAAUGA
Molecule: messenger RNA, 159 nt
Organism: Trichomonas vaginalis G3
Lineage: Eukaryota; Parabasalia; Trichomonadida; Trichomonadidae
Exons: 1
Coding region: 1-159 (52 amino acids)
Source: RefSeq, a predicted model, not a curated record